This is a messenger RNA of Pyrus x bretschneideri (Chinese white pear), 519 nucleotides long. RefSeq names its product expansin-A9-like. The record is from RefSeq and is a predicted model, not a curated record. Gene Ontology annotation, biological process: plant-type cell wall organization. The transcript is spliced from 2 exons. The coding region runs from base 1 to 519 and encodes 172 amino acids. NCBI's taxonomy places the organism in Eukaryota, Viridiplantae, Streptophyta, Magnoliopsida, Rosales, Rosaceae. Gene Ontology annotation, cellular component: extracellular region.
AUGAAGUGUGUGGAUGAGCCCCAAUGGUGCAAGCCAGGGAACCCUAUUCUCACUGUUACUGCAACCAACAAUUGCCCACCAAAUUGGAAUCAGGCUAGUGACAAUGGAGGAUGGUGCAAUCCGCCACGCGAGCAUUUCGAUAUAGCGAAGCCUGUGUUCCUCAACAUUGCUGAGUACAAGGCGGGCAUUAUUCCUGUCGCGUACCGCAGGGUUCCAUGCCAGAAGAAAGGGGGCAUGCGAUUCACAAUAACCGGGAACCCUUAUUUCAAUGAAGUGUUGGUAUGGAAUGUGGGAGGAGCUGGGGACAUCAUCAGCGUGCAGGUGAAGGGCUCCGACAAGCUCAAAUGGACAGCAAUGAGUCAGAUGUGGGGUCAGCGGUGGGUUACCGGUGCCAAGAUGGUCGGUGAGUCACUGACCUUCCGAGUUGAAGCAAGUGAUAAACGACACUCAACUUCAUGGCAUGUUGCGCCCAAGACUUGGCAGUUUGGCCAGACUUUUGAAGGCAAGAACUUCCGAUAG